Messenger RNA from Hermetia illucens (black soldier fly), 4461 nucleotides. It is a transcript of the gene Kdm2, whose product is annotated as jmjC domain-containing histone demethylation protein 1. The record is from RefSeq and is a predicted model, not a curated record. Gene Ontology annotation, biological process: protein demethylation; regulation of transcription by RNA polymerase II. Gene Ontology annotation, molecular function: zinc ion binding; iron ion binding; transcription coregulator activity. The transcript has 5 exons. The coding region runs from base 499 to 3825 and encodes 1108 amino acids. Lineage: Eukaryota; Metazoa; Arthropoda; Insecta; Diptera; Stratiomyidae.
GGAAUUUUGAGAUUUGAGACUUUUUAUUAAUGGCGCUGCCGUAACGAGGUGUGGACGUGUGUCGUAGGAGUGCUUGGGCGAAGUCGUGAAUUAGGAUUUUGCGAAAAAGUUGCGCGGGUUUUGUUUUGUUUGCCGUGGUCACAAGAUUAUUUUUACUCGGUCUGGAACCGUGUUGCGGUGUUGAGAUAUAUCGGCCGGGGAAUUGAGCCACCUGGAGUGAAGGCUUGGUGAGAUCGCAGGUCGUUCAACGCCGGGGUAAGAAUUUUUCGCCGACGAAAAUUGAGACAAAGUGCCUGAUCAAUGUGAAAAAAUCGGUGCUCGGCUCUGGUUUUGAAGUGGUUUUUGGUGCGCGGUGACGUUACGUGUUGCGGUCUGAAGGGAAAAGUGUGAUUUGGAGGCGCGUCCGAAAUAAGAUACGAAGUGAACUGACAACUUGCCAAUCCGGAAUUUGUGGUCUUCUUGUGGUUUUCGGAAAAAAUAAAGGGCCCAAAUUCGGCGAUGUCCGAGGCAGGGUCACCAGCGAGGAAUCAUCAGAGCCGUCGCCAACUGCGAGAAAGAAAACAACGAAAACUAUAUUCAGAUGAAUGGGCUUUAGGAGAAGAUGAUGUGGAAGGAGUUCGAGGUUUCAGUGUAGCUGAAAAGUUAGAAUCACCAAAAUUCGCACAAACCGGCAUGGUUCGUGAAAUGAAAGGUUUCGAUUUAUCGAUAGGGUUCUUCCAACAGUAUGGCUUUAACAUUCCUCUACUUUUCCGUGAAAAGACUGGACUUGGACUCCGUGUGCCAUCAACGGAUUUCACAAUAAAUGACGUUCGAAUGUGUGUUGGAUCGCGGCGAACAUUAGAUGUAAUGGAUGUAAAUACUCAGAAAAAUAUUCAAAUGACAAUGAAAGAAUGGCAGCAAUAUUAUGAAGAUCCGCAUAAAAAUCGCUUACUAAAUGUCAUAUCUUUAGAAUUCUCACAUACAAAACUUGAUAAUUACAUACAAAGCCCAACAGUAGUAAGACAGAUGGAUUGGGUUGAUGUCGUGUGGCCAAAGCAGUUAAAAGAUUCACAAGUGGAAGGAACCAACGUUAUAGAAGAGAUGAUGUAUCCAAAGGUGCAAAAAUAUUGCUUGAUGUCAGUUAAAAACUGUUACACAGACUUUCAUGUGGAUUUUGGUGGAACGUCUGUUUGGUACCAUAUCCUUAAAGGUAGUAAAGUGUUUUGGCUGAUCCCACCAACCGAGAAGAAUCUACAACUAUAUGAAAAGUGGGUUUUGUCUGGGAAACAGUCAGAUGUAUUUUUCGGUGACACUGUGGAAAAGUGCGCCCGAGUAUACCUAACGGCUGGCAAUACAUUCUUCAUUCCGACAGGCUGGAUACAUGCCGUCUAUACUCCAACUGAUACUCUUGUGUUUGGUGGAAAUUUCCUACAUUCCUUUGGAAUUGUUAAGCAGUUGAAAAUUGCUCAAGUCGAAGAUAUAACUAAAGUGCCACAGAAAUUUCGUUACCCUUUUUUUACCGAAAUGCUUUGGUAUGUUUUGGCGAAAUACGUUUAUACCCUAUUAGGCCGGUCACACCUGGAAGGAGAGCCAUCGAUAGAGGAGGCUGUUGCAUGUAUGCCACAUGUACAUUUAACACAUCACGAACUGUUCGGUUUGAAGGAAAUUGUCAUGUAUUUAUAUGAUCUUCCUCCACAUAAGAAGAACGUUCCAGAACUGAUCAAGGAUCCUGUUGCAUUGAUCAAAGAUGUCAGAACCCUAGUGGAACGGCAUUGUAAAGACAAACCCGAGUUAGCCAUAACUGGCGAGCCCGUUCUUAAGCCAGAAACAUCCAGGUCGCCAUCUAUUCAGAUUUAUGACAGUAAUGUUUUUAAUGAUGUGAAUCACAUGCAUAAAGACGAAAACGUUUACAAUGUUCACAAUACUGAGAAUAUUAUCAAACAUGAAAUGAAUUCACCAAACGAAGGAAAUUGCAGUAGUGGGCGAGCAACAACAGAUGACGGAAAUUUCGUUUCACCAACAAUGACAGCCAGACCGGUUUCUAGAGGACCACAUAAAAAGCAAGGCAACACUUCCGAUGGCGGAUCUUCGGAUGUAGCGGUUAAAAGCUCCAGCAGUCAAAACGGAACAAAUGCUGGCCAACCACGUCGAAGAAGAACACGUUGCAAAGUUUGUAAUGCAUGUCAACGCUCUGAUUGCGGCGAAUGUAGUUUUUGUCUUGAUAUGGUGAAAUUUGGUGGUCCCGGCCGAGCGAAACAGACUUGCAUGAUGCGACAAUGUUUAUCACCGAUGUUACCAGUAACUGCACAAUGUGUUUACUGUCACCUGGAUGGUUGGCGACAAACUCCAGUUUCGCCGCAAGCUAAGUUACAAGCAUCAUUGGAAGGACCUUCUUCACUAAUGGAAUGUUCAGUUUGCUAUGAAAUUGCGCAUCCUGACUGUGCUCAAGCUAAUUCUCAGAAUACUAAAGGUAUCGCUAAUGAAGAUUUGCCUAAUAGUUGGGAAUGCCCGUCGUGCUGCAAAUCUGGGAAAAAUAAUGAUUACAAGCCCCGGCAUUUCCGUGCUAGGCAAAAAUCAUCUGAAAUUCGUCGCAUGUCGGUGAGCAGUGAUGCAUCUUCAGUCAUUGAAAGUAAACAGCACAUUGAUGGUCAUCAUGAUUAUGGAAUGUCGAGUGAAUCAGAUCUAGAAACUCCAUCGAAACGUGAAAUGAAAAAAGAAAUGAAAAUGGAAGAUCUCAAGUUGGAGCGUAUGGGGAGUAACAGCAACGAUGAUAAUAAAGACAUGGAGCACCGUUUAGACGUCAGCGUUAUAAAACGACGUAAAAGCGACGACGGGAGCAUGUGCAGCAGUAUGCAUGAUAGCAUGGAUGUCAUGGAAUCGAAUUCAGCUCUGCCACGAAAAAAGAAUACAAUACGAACACAACUUGCACACCAAAUCAUCAGCACAUCAACGAAAAUUUUAAAGAAGCCUCAGUAUGUCGUCCGACCAGCCUCAUUGAGCUCUAUGUCACAAUCGUCUAAUAGUAAUCUUACAUUGGAUCCGACAUGUCUUAAAGCCAUUUUCAGAUAUUUGCCACCUGAAACGUUGGUUGUGUGUUCACUUGUAUGUAAAGCCUGGUCUACAGCGUCUGUGGAUCCCUCUCUAUGGAAAUGCAUGAAUUGUGCCGAACACAAGCUCUCUGCAGCUCUUCUAACGGCGAUAGUACGACGACAACCAGAACAUCUAAUACUAGACUGGACACAGAUAGCAAAACGUCAACUAGCAUGGAUUAUAUCUCGCAUACCAGGUUUGAAAAACCUAAGCUUGCAGAACACUCCAAUUCAAGCUAUUUUAGGUCUACAUACUUGCCUGUGUCCGCCAUUACAAACUCUCGACUUGAGUUUUGUACGAGGUUUGAAUGAUUCUGCCAUACGUGAAAUUCUUCUUCCGCCAAAAGAUUCAAGACCGGGUUUAUCUGAUUCUAAGUCACGUUUAAGAAAUUUGAAAACUUUAAAGGUGGCUGGAACGGAUAUUUCGGAUGUUGCGUUACGUUACAUCACACAAGGACUACCGUCUUUAAUACAUUUGGAUCUUUCAUCGUGUCAGCGAAUUACUGAUGCUGGAGUUGCUCAGAUUGGCACGUGCCCCAGUGCAAUAAACACUCUGGUAGAGUUGAAUUUGAGUAGUUGUCGACUUGUAACUGAACUAUCGUUAGACUAUUUGAGAAAAUGUGAGGAGUUAACGUGGUUAGAUCUACGCCAUUGCCCGCAAGUAUCAACCCAAGCUGUGAUCAAGUUCGCUUCUAAUUCAAAGCACAAUCUUCAAGUUAAGGACGUUAAAUUAGUUGAUAGAAGGAAAGUUACUUAGAUAUAAGAACUCUUUCGAACCAAUACAAUCAUCUAACAAUUCAAAGUCUUUGGUUUUAUCUACUUUGGUUGUAUGCGUUUUAAAUGAACAAAUAUAUGUAGAGCUUUCACUUAAUUUUAGAUUGAAAACGAUUUUAAUCAUUUCGAGUCAAAAAUUAGAAGCUUUUAUAGCGGGGCUCUUAGCAUCGAUAAUUCUUGUUUUAUUCUUCAGGUAAAUUUUGACUGAAAAACAAAUUAACAGAUGGAGCGUCGCUACAAAAUUUUAUCUUGUCUGAUUUUUUAUGAUGUACGAGAUUUUUCAAAAAUUGCAUUGGACUUUGAUCAAUGAGUGAAUGAGUACGAAGAAUAAAUAAUACAAUAAUGUUAAAAUACAUACAUUUAUAGUGGUACAAUAAAUUUUCCAUUUCUAAUUGGUAAACCCUUUCGAGUUUAUUUAAAUGUACAAAGAGAUUUUGACAUGUAUAUACUAUAUAUUAAUUGUACCGAUGCAAUGUAUUUAGUAAAUACCAAAGAUACUUUUAUGAAUUCGUUGAAUUUUUUCAACUUAAAAAUCUUAUAGAGUGUAAUGCGAGUAAGUUCAACUGUAGUCAUAAUGUAAAUAAAAAAUGCAUAUUGAAUUUAAAAUAAUAUACAAAAA